AGUUCAUGCAAGUCGGUUAAUUCCAAAACAUUUCUAAGAACAACAUUACACUAUAUAUAUAAGUAUACAGGCACAGCAUCGACGCCAUUUCAAACAUUUUACACCAGUGAAACAAAAGUCGAUAAGGCAUUUACGGAAAUUUUGCAUUGCGAGAGAAAUCUAACGCUUCAAUUUAUUAAAAUAUUUAAGUUUACUUGAAAUAAAAUAAAUUUAAUUUGUGGUAGUUUACUUUCACUAAAUAAACCAUAAACAAAUUGUUUUACAAUGGGAAAAGGAAAAAAAAAGGGGGGAGGAGGACAGGGUGGAGAUGAUGGAUCUAGUCAAGGACAAGGAUCAUCCCAAAGACAAGAUCAACCUCAGCAAGGUCAACAGCAGGGAGGAAGACCUCAACAAGGUCAACAACAGGGAGGAAGACCUCAGCAAGGUCAAAAACAGGGAGGAAGACCUGAACAAGGUCAACAACAAGGAGGAAGACCGCAGCAUGGUCAACAACAAGGAGGAAGACCUCAACAAGGUCAACAAAGACAAGGAGGGCAGGGUGCCUGGGGUCAGCCUCAGUCACAACCACAACAGUCACAAGGACCUCCACAGUCAGCAUGGGGUAAACCUGUUCAACAGCAACAACAACCGCAGCUGCAAAAACAAACUCCUCCGGAGAAAGACACCUCCGAAGUAGUGAAAUCUAUGGAAAAAAUGAGCGUUAGUUCUCAACAGUCAUCGGGUAGUGUUACUGCUAAAGGAGAUGGUGCUCAUGCACGUUCAGCUGAGCCAUCACGACCACCGUCAGUUGCUUCUUCCGCAGGUGGAGAUGUAGCAUCAGUUAAAUCGGGUGGUAGUGGAGCUCAAGAAACUUCUAAAAAAUCUCCGGGUGGCUUGGACAAGAAGUCGCUAACUGAUCAAGAAAAGAAUCGUCUGAUGAGUUUGAUUCCUAGAAGGAAAAAUCCUAAACAAGGAGGAACUAAAGGAAGGCCUAUUGAGGUGUUCACGAAUAUGGUACAAAUCUUUUUUGAUAAAAGCAAGUUCAAAAAUACAGCUACCCAUUACGAUGUCAAAUUUGAUCCUGACAAGCCUAAGUUUUUGAAAAGACUUGCUUUUAAUAAACUUCGUGAACAAUAUUUCCCCAAUAACUGGCCGGCGUUUGAUGGACGUGUCAAUGCUUAUUCUCCAGGAGAUCUUCCUUUUGGUAGAAGUAUUACACAAACUGUCGAGGUCUUUGACGAAGAGCAGCAGCGUAACCGUCCUGUUGUCGUUACAAUGGAUAAAGUAAAUGUCAUAGAUAUGUCAUGGUUACCGAAAGUCACUCCUGGAUUUAGAGACGAAGAAAAAGAUCAAACAUCUAUCCAAGUUCUAGAUGUUGUACUUCGUAUGGCCCAGUUCAACCGAGCGAUUCCUGUUGGGCGUUCAUUCUUCCAGCAGCCGAAAUCUCAAUCGUUUGAUUUGACUGACGGUAUGGAACUCUGGGUCGGAAUGUUUCAAUCAGCAGUUCUUGGUUGGAAACCUUAUUUCAAUGUCGAUGUUGCUCACAAAGCUUUCCCAAAAAAUAUCAACGUAAUUGAUGCAAUGAAAGAUUUGUGUGCUGAUCGUUAUGGACCUCUCCAAGGUCCCUUGACCGCCGAGCUGGUCGAACGGAAUAAAGACAAAAUUGCCAAAUUUCUCAAAGGUUUAAAGGUCGUAUUCCAGCUUCCCAAUAAACCAACUACCAGAAGGACUGUUGGAGUUAACGGUUUGGAUAAAGCUGCAGACAAAGCAGUUUUUUCUUUAGACAAUGGACAACAAACUACUGUUGCUACUUAUUUCGCGGGAUCUAAAGGAUACAGACUCCAACGUCCUGACUUACCCUGUCUCUGGGUCGGGUCAAGAAAUAAACACGUUUUAUUACCACCAGAAUUGUGUGCAAUUGCUCCUGGACUGGUUACGAACAGAAAAUUAAACGAUGAACAGACUCGCAAGAUGAUACGAGAGGCUGCGAAACCCGCGCCAGAUCGCAAGCGAAGAAUUGAAGACACUUUACACGCAGUAAACUUUGCUGCUGAUCCUACAAUGAGAGAGUUUGGCUUAUCGUUAAAUGGGCAGCUCGAAAAAGUAAACGCGCGAGUUCUGGAUCCACCUGCAUUGGAGUAUAAUGACAACAAAAAUACACGCGUUAUGAAAGGUAUUUGGCGUGCUAGUAAAUUUUUGCGUGCUCAAAGUAUCCCAGACAACCAGUGGACUAUUUUGAAUCUGUCCCGUUGCCAUGAAGGCAAUCUCAGAAGCUUCGUUUCCAUGUUGCAGGGAUUCGAAAAGUCUAAUGGUAUGAGAAUCGGAAAUCCACAUACACCAUUUGAAGUGCAACAACUGGCAUUCCGCAAUCCAAGAGACGUUCAAAACCUUAAGAAUCUUUUAGACAAUCAAAAAAAUAAGGGAAUGAAACUUGUAAUUGUUGUACUUCCUGGCUUUCCGGCCGAUGUUUACGCUAGAGUCAAACAGCAAGCUGAAUUAUACGUUGGAAUUCUUACUCAGUGUGUCAAGGAACAAACAAUUAAUAAAUGUGUUCAGAAAAAUGACCAAUCAACCGCUGGCAAUAUUCUUCUGAAAAUUAAUGCAAAGUUGAAUGGAGUAAAUCAUACUUUCAGUGCUAAUUUCAGACCACCAUGUUUGAACGUACCGGCAAUAAUAAUUGGUGCUGACGUUACUCAUCCUUCACCCGAUGCUACUGAUAUACCCUCCAUAGCAGCAGUAGCUGCCAGUCAAAGUCACGACGUAUUUAAAUACAACAUUGAGAUAAAGCUACAACCCGCAAGACAAGAAAUCAUUUUACAAUUAGAAGAAAUAGUUUACAAUCAGUUGAAGAUUUUCGCAAUAAAUGCUGGUGGAAGAAAGCCCGCAAAAAUCUUUUAUUACCGAGAUGGCGUGAGUGAAGGUCAAUUCCCUCAAGUGAUGCAUUUCGAGCUCCAAGCUAUAAGGAAUGCAUGCAGAAAAUUCGGCCAACCGGAAAAAUAUGAGCCUAAGAUAACAUUUUUGGUUGUUCAGAAACGUCAUCACAUUCGUUUAUUCCCAGCUAACCCUAGAAAUUCAGAUGAUAGGGGUGGAAAUGUCCAAGCUGGUACUAUUGUAGAUACUCAAAUUACACACCCUUCGCACAUUGAUUUCUAUCUCGUAUCUCACGCUAGUAUUCAAGGUACUGCAAGGCCUACUAAAUACCGUUGCUUAUGGGAUGACAACGACAUGUCCGAAGAUGACAUUGAAACCCUCACCUACUAUCUUUGUCAUAUGUUCAGCCGGUGCACACGUUCUGUGAGUUAUCCGGCACCCACAUACUACGCUCAUUUGGCAGCUUUUAGAGCUCGUGCUCUUAUCAAUGGUGUAUCAAUCCAGAUGGAUAAACUCGAAAGAGAGCAGUUGAAUAAACUUACGUUGAGGCCUGAAUUGGUGAACGGCAACCCCAUGUUUUUCGUUUAAAAUAAUUGCUUCCACUAAUUACAAGAGACUGUUAAAUUCUAUUUUAAUAUAUUCGUUUAAGAUAUUUUAUAUUCUUUAUGAUUUUUCAAAGCUCUUGAUUUAAUUAGAAUAGAAGAGUUAUGGUAAUAUGUUUCCUUAAUCGUUACAAAUAACUAUUAUAUUUUAAUCAAAUUUUUUUUUUUUUUCUAUAAAUUUAAUCAAGUAUACCAAAUCUUAUAUGUAUACGUUAAAUAUCAAUAAAUAUUAAUAUAAAAAAUACAA
Molecule: messenger RNA, 3699 nt
Organism: Cotesia glomerata
Lineage: Eukaryota; Metazoa; Arthropoda; Insecta; Hymenoptera; Braconidae
Product: protein argonaute-2-like
Exons: 12
Coding region: 265-3438 (1057 amino acids)
Molecular function (GO): RNA binding; protein binding
Source: RefSeq, a predicted model, not a curated record